Messenger RNA from Suillus subaureus, 892 nucleotides. RefSeq lists its product as uncharacterized. Lineage: Eukaryota; Fungi; Basidiomycota; Agaricomycetes; Boletales; Suillaceae. The transcript has 2 exons. Bases 205 to 459 code for a protein of 84 amino acids. The record is from RefSeq and is a predicted model, not a curated record.
AUUUACAUAAUCACAACAUCUUGGUUCUCAAAUGGUUCUAUAACAAUAUCUUGUCCUGGUUUUAUGUUAGCAACGAACCAGUCUAUCCUCCUCUGCAUUUACGCAUUGCCGCAUUUCGAUACCCUCAUCCCUGUACCAUAAUCUAACUCUAUCAGUCUUAUUGUCCUCGUUCCCGCCCACAACGAGACAUCCCGUCACUCAUCCAUGUUCGAGACAGCACUCGGGCACCUCAACUCCACCCACAUCCGACGGGCGUGCACGUCACAUGAGCUUGUCAUUGUUGACGACGAUUCAAAAGAUAACACGUCGGCACUCACGCUAAAAUUGGCACAGCAGUACUUCAAGGGCGAUAUUCGAGUCAUCACGCUAGAGAUGAACCUUGGGAAUGGCGGUGUGGCUAGAUGGUCUUUAUACUCCUUGUAUGUGUGUUCUUCCUGUAUCUCAAAUGGAACAUUCUGAGGGACCACUAUGCGAUUGACGCUCUUCCCGUGGGUAUUUGUUUCUUUAUGACAAGCCCAUUAUUACUUUUGGAGAGACAGGAUGACUACGAACACCAAGCUUAGGUGCAUACGGGGUGUCCCUUUUUUUUUUUUUUCAAAAUUUGUCGGUCGAUAUAUCUACAUAGACAUACAGACGUUGCGGUCAAUUUGGGACACAAGAGCGGUUUGUUUAACUGAUACCGAUUAACUGUAAGUCAAGUUUCUUUCGGAUGAACUGAACGACCUACCAGCUCCAGUGCAAUUUGGCGAUCCUAUGUUUAUCAUGACGCACUCGCCAAAUGAGACGAAGAACUUACUAGAACCGUUGCAGUGACUUGAAAAUAUAUUGAUGGUUCCCCCCUCCGCAAUAUAGUUGUUCUGAAUGAUUAUGGUACAGUUGUUUGGUGGGCUCG